Molecule: messenger RNA, 2137 nt
Organism: Haliotis rufescens (red abalone)
Lineage: Eukaryota; Metazoa; Mollusca; Gastropoda; Lepetellida; Haliotidae
Product: phospholipase A and acyltransferase 3-like
Exons: 5
Coding region: 169-714 (181 amino acids)
Biological process (GO): N-acylphosphatidylethanolamine metabolic process
Cellular component (GO): cytoplasm
Molecular function (GO): A2-type glycerophospholipase activity; glycerophospholipid phospholipase A1 activity
Source: RefSeq, a predicted model, not a curated record
UGUCUAUAAAUAGCCCUCGCAGUAACGAUUCCUCGGAAAUACAACUGGAAAUCCCGGUGACGACAUGACAUCACCGCAUACGUAGGCCUCCCAACGCUGUACGAGUACAGCGGCCCGAGGGAGCGGAUCCUGAAUCUCUGGGAGAGGGUUGAGUGACCUACAGCCGGGAUGACGUCCAAGGAAGUUCGCCGCCAUAAUGAGUCCGUGUACACUGACCUGGAGGUGGGAGACUUAGUGGAGUUAAAGCGAGGAAUGUACUCCCACUGGGCGUUGUUCAUCGGUAACAACGAGGUGAUCCAUCUUUCCGGCGAGGACGACGACGGCCUUGGCGACGUUGACAGGAAGCACAUAUUCACUAUAAGUGGAGUGACAUUCGAUAAGGCGAUCGUCCGGCGAGACAACUUCUGGGACGUUGUUGGCGACGACAUGGUCUACAAGAACAACUCCAAGGACUCCAAGUGGAAACCAUUACGUCCGUCACAGAUUGUAGAGAGGGCCUUGUCCAAGGUCGGCCGUGUCGGUUACAACCUCAUCUUCAGCAACUGUGAACAUUUUGUGUCCUGGUGCAGAUACAACAUGGAGCGAAGUGACCAGGUGGAGAGUUAUGCGACAGGCCUGGCUGUGGGUGGGGCUAUAGCGGCGGCGGUGGGGGCGGUUGUCUGGCUGGGGAGCGGCUCAAAGGACAAGACGAAGGAGAGAAAGUCAGAGAACUGAAUACUUUGACCGGAGCAUCCGAUGGCUACGUUAGAUUACUUGCAUUGAAUUGAUUGAACUGUCACUGCUGAUGAAUAAAAAACUUCGUUGCAUUCGUAAUAAAUGUGUGCUUAACACGGCUGACCAAUGAACCAUUGCUAAUUGUAAUGGAAAUACUCUGUUUGAUGUGGAUGCUUACACAUUUUCAUUGAAACUGGCGGAUAUAUAAGGUAGUUCAAAAUGAAAUAUUGGCUGUGAGUGCCCACAGUUUAAGUGAUGAAAGUCACUGUGUGUAUGAAAGUAUUCUGUUCGAAAAGUACUUUUUAUCAAACCAUUGUACCAUGGUAGAAUUUCUUAACCUUGUAAUGUGUUCCAUGUUAUUAUUAUUACGAACUGUCCAGAACCCGUGUGCGUUUGGCGGCAGUUUGCAAGGUUUUGUGUCAAAGUAUCCUUGUGAUAAUUACACCCAUGAACACUCGAAAUAAUUAGUACUCUUCCACACGAAGAUAUAUGUUCCAUUCACUGCUUUGUCACGACUCAGAUGUACCUCAUACCUCAUUGUUGUGAGAGCCAACUUACACAGCGACUGGGUGGUCAGUCACGGGGACUUGAGGUGGUGUCAACGUACAUCGUUCCCUGAGAGAAUAGGACGUUGAUGAUUCUGCCGAUAACUUGUUCAGUUAACCACGGCUAUUUUACAGACGACCGUAAUAUAGUUAGAAUAUUUAUGCAUGUUGACAUUUUGUCAAGGCAGUCUAUUAUUGCUCACCUAUGCUUUUCCAUUCACGACUUGGUUGUGUGUGAUUAUCCAAGUUCAAAUUCCAAUACGUCAGCCUUAUGUCCUUGAUUGUUAAGACAGAGAAACUCAAAUUUUAGACUUUUUAAGUGACAUUUAAAAACAUUCAAGGUGCAUGUAUAUCAAAUGUGUAUGUUAGUAAUGGUUUUGAAUGUCAUCUUUUUGUUUUUCUGUUGUAUUUGUUUGUUUGUUUGUUGGUUAACGCCGCACUCUUCCAGCUCUAUGAUGGCGGUCUGUAAAUCGAGUCUGGUUCUCUGUUGGGAAUGCGCGGCGUAACACCCGACUUAUUCGCCCACUGCUGCAAUGUAUAUACAAAUUGUGAUUGUUUGGAAGUGUUCAUCAACCUCCUCAGAUAUAUUUUUGUAGUGGUUAUUCAUUGAGAGAUGCCUCCAUACUUGUUGCAUUCUUAUGUGUUCUGGGGCGGUCGGGUAGCCUAGUGGUUUCAGCGUUAGGUUUUCACGCUGAAGACCCGGGUUCGAUUCCCGACAUGGGUACAAUGUGUGAAGCCCAUUUCUGGUGUCCCCCGCCGUGGUAUUGCUGGAAUAUUGCUAAAAUCGGUGUAAAACCAUACUCACUCACUCACUCUUAUGUGUUCUUAAUAACAUUGGAGAUGAUUAAGAAUCUGAAUAAAUAUGUUCUUAUACGUCA